GGCGAGCUCAGCAGCGGCUGCUAUAGAGAGCGCAGCAUCCGAGACAGCGCUGUAUAGGGAGGGAGGCUGCCGCCUGACACAUACUAGAACACCCGGAUCUGCAACUGAAGAAGCCUGGGAAGGGGCUGGGGAUUGUAGAGAGGAGAUGCCGACGGUCUUGGUCCUUCUUAGCCUCCUAGUAGGCACCCUAGAAGUUCAUGCUGCCCCUCUGGAUAAAGGAAUGCAUCCAGAAGAAAUGGUAACACGUUGUAUCGUUGAAGUACUUUCAAAUGCUUUGGCAAAACCCAACGCUCCAUCCAUUGACCCGGAAUGUAAAGAAAUCCUGAAAAAAAACAGUCAGCAUAGUUCAGAUGAAAAAGAAGAUGAACAGAAGCAGUAUGAAACAAGAAACAUUAAGGAUUUUGGUGGUAUGGAUAACCACCAAUAUGAAAGCAAUGAAGAAGAAAAACAUAAUCAAGAUUUACCAAAAGAAGACAACGAAGAGAAAUGGCACCAUGCAGAAGAUAAAAGUAAAGAGGAAAAGGAAGAAGAACAAAAGCAUGAAGAAGAUAAAGAGGAGAGCACUGGACACUCCAAAGAAAGGGACUUUGUUAAUGAUGAUGAUGAAGAUAAUGGGGAUGAUGGGGUAAUGGGGGAUCACAAGAACCAUAAUGAGAAAGAAGAAAUUGUAAAAAAGGACAAAUAUCAUGAAGAUCCACAAGAGGUAAAACAUGAUAUUUUUGGCAAAAAAGUUCACCAAACAGCUAAAAGUAUUGAAGAAUUCUCACAGGAAGAUGAGGAACCAAACCACUUUGAGGAGAUCUUUAAGAGACACCACAUGAGUCAAAGUCCAAAAGAACCACUUUUUCAUUCAGACAAAUACCAGUCAGCUCACUCUGAUGAAACUUCUGAAGAAUCUAAUGAAAAAGAAGAAGAACGAAAAAGAAAUCACAACCCAAAACACAAUGACUUUGUGCAAAGAUUCCUUGACUAUGAAAAGAGAAGUCGUCAAGGGCAACAGAGGAAUUACUUUCCUUCAGAUGAAGAUAUAUUUCACUACAGGGGACAAAAAUCACACUUUGGACAAGAACCUUCUGAGAAGCACCUAAAGAAUAAUUAUGAGAAGAGAACACACCAUGAGAUGGAAAGUUCUGAGGAAUCAAGAGAGAAGAGGCACCACCACCAAGACAGCGAGGAAGAGAAUGACAACAAUGAUAGGAAUGACGAAAGCAAUGAGAAAGAGUUCAUGGGACAUCACUAUGAAGACAAGAAACAUUAUUCAGAGAUCAAGAGGUGGCUAAGUCAGAAAAAUACUCUACCAAAUUAUGACCAAAAUAAUGAAGAUAGUCAGGAGACCAAGGAAGACAUUGAGAAACGCCAUAAAGAUGAUAGACUAGAGAAACAAGAACUCUACAGGAAACUGAAAAAUCAUCUCCAGGACAGUGAAGAAGAUAGAUAUUAUAAACCAGAAAAGAAACAAGAAGACAAGAGACACUAUAUAGGUGAUGAAAUGGUGGAUGAGAUGAAAAGAUAUUAUCCAGACUUGUCAUACGAGCAAAACACAAGACAUUACAAUGGAAAAAAUACGGAGGAAUCUAUUUACCCCAGUAAUGACAAGUACAAGAGACAACACUCUGAAGAAGAAACCAGAUUAUUCAGCCAGUAUGCCAUUCCUGAUGACCAUUUUAGGUGGAAUAACAGAUAUUAUGAGAACAAUGAAAACAGUGUAGAAGAAAGAAAGAGAAGUUUGCAAAACAAAAACCUGUCCCCAGACUAUGAUGACUAUGACCUGUGGGGUAAAAAGCAAUUCCUCGAUGACAUAAAUCAUGAAUAUGGUGAAAAAAGGAAUCCGCUCAAAAUUCCCAAGUUUGAAGAAAAAAGACAAUAUGACAGAAUGGACGAGCUGGCUCAGCUACUGAAUUAUAAAAAGAAAUCUGUUGAGUUUCCAGAUUUCUAUGAUUCAGGAGAAAUAAAAAAGCGCCAUUUUAAUGAACGGAGCCGACUGCACCAGAGGCCUUUAACACAGGAGGAGGAGAAGGAAUUGGAGAAUCUGGCUAUUAUGGACCUGGAGUUGCAGAAGAUUGCCGAAAAACUUAGCAAUAACAGACAAGGCUGAUAGAAAGCGAGUAGCAAUACCUGGAGAGCGAUACUAUAUUUAGCUAAAAACAUUCCUUGUCAGUGCCUCUUCAAAAGAGAAAAAAAUGUAUUUAGUCAAGACAAGCAAAAUGUAGUUCAUUGUUCACAAAUAGUAUUUUACAAAGUUGAAAAUGUCUGUUCUGACUCUUGCUGUUGAUACAAAGGUAAAUGACAUAUUCAUACAUAUAUAAGAAACAUUUUACUAUGCUUGUGCAAUUGUUUUUGUGUAAUUGUACUUUAAUACAUCUUUGUCUUGAGAUUUGAAAUAAUAAAAGCAAACAUAAUCUUG
Messenger RNA from Hyla sarda, 2404 nucleotides. It is a transcript of the gene CHGB, whose product is annotated as chromogranin B. Gene Ontology annotation, cellular component: secretory granule. Lineage: Eukaryota; Metazoa; Chordata; Amphibia; Anura; Hylidae. Bases 146 to 2095 code for a protein of 649 amino acids. The transcript has 5 exons. The record is from RefSeq and is a predicted model, not a curated record.